CACGAAAUAAACAAUUGAACAUAUUUUUAUUUGAGACGUUAAAGUAUAGUUUUAAUAUUGUGCAUUUUAUUAAACUAAGUAAAAUUAUGGCAACGGAUAAAAUAUGUAAAUUUUUAUGUAUCGAUCUCUGUGACUUGGUAAACUAUUUGUUCCAUGACGAUGAUGAACCAGAAAGCGUUGAAAAGAAGAAUGAAACAACAGCUGGCGGACAUAAUUAUCCACCUCGUCUCAUCACCUACGAUGCUGAGGAACUUGGGGAACCGCGUCUCAUACGCUUCUCGGAUCUAAAUGAGAACUUGGUGGAACUCUUGAUGUCGCAGAGCGAAGAAGAAGAAAGAGAGGAAAAAAACUGUCAGGUGAAGAAGAAAAAGUCCCAGGUGAAGGUCCACAAGGAAGAGUGUGACCAGGAUAAGGAGGAUGACUGUCAGAUGAAAUGCGAAAUGAGAAGCCAAAAGAAUCGAACCAGGCAAACAAAGUGCAAAACCGUUCAAAAGAAACCUCGGAAGGCAGCCUGCAAAUCGCCUCGCAGAGAGUGCAAACCAAAAAUCGAAUGCGACGUGGAUAAUGAGUUGGAGACACGCAAAUGGAAGGAACAACUGAAGUGGGCGCAGCUCAAUAAACUACUAACCGAUGCCUUUGCAGCUCUAUGUCCAGGCGAGCAACUUAGUAAGAAAAAUCUCAAGUUUCUAGAGACCUCCGCCAAGAGAAUUCACACACGUUUUAUCAACUCACAAACUGCGAAAGAAAAAGCUUUGCCACCGGGACUGAAAGUGUGGGAAUGUCUGCAGCCAAUGCAAAAGUUUCGCUACUAUUGGGAGGCACUGACCAAAAAUAAAUUGCAACCGUCGCCGUAUGCAAAUUUUCGUGAGGUGUUCAUCAAGCGAUAUCGUCGCACUUACGGCGAUACUCACAACUUGCACUCGAAGGUUUUUCACUGUUGGCGAAUGCAGAAGUGCAAUGAACAAUUGCCGUUCAUAUUGAAUGCGUUGCUAUAUCAAAUCAGCAUCGGAACAGUCGAUCCCUAUGAUUCCUCUUCGAUACGUGGGCUCAUAAAUUUGUGGAGCCGGCAGCCGAUGCCCGUGAGGGGCAAGGGCAGCAUUGAUAAGUGCUUGUCUGGCUGCUUUGAAUAAAUUUUUUUGGAUUUUGAUUUUAA
Molecule: messenger RNA, 1153 nt
Organism: Drosophila sulfurigaster albostrigata
Lineage: Eukaryota; Metazoa; Arthropoda; Insecta; Diptera; Drosophilidae
Exons: 1
Coding region: 87-1130 (347 amino acids)
Source: RefSeq, a predicted model, not a curated record